This is a messenger RNA of Trichomonas vaginalis G3, 2250 nucleotides long. RefSeq names its product amelogenin-related protein family. Lineage: Eukaryota; Parabasalia; Trichomonadida; Trichomonadidae. The record is from RefSeq and is a predicted model, not a curated record. The transcript has a single exon. The coding region runs from base 1 to 2250 and encodes 749 amino acids.
AUGCUUCUUCACUUCCUUCCAUUUAUAUAUUUACGACUUGACAAGUUCUCCUAUACCAUUGACGAAGCAACAACGUUUAAUGUGACUUCAAAUGUAGCAGUUUUACCCUAUCAAACUGAAGGAUUUACAUUUCAAGAUUCGAAUAAUCAAGAAAUAACAGAUUUUCCGCAUAUAUUCUAUCAAGGUAGUACGUUUAUUGUUACCCCAACGCCAGAAAAAGCAGGCACAAAUUUGACAAUUACAGCUAACUAUCUAUUCGAAGACUGUCCAACAGUAGAAUAUGUUCUAAAUGGUUUUUUAAUGACAAAUGAAACAGCCGGAUAUUAUUCUGAUCGAAUUUGCUACUUAUUUUUCCCACGUGAAGAUUCUCUUCUUAAGUUGAACAUGAAUGUUUCAUCUGUUGGUUCUAAUACUGUCAGAUAUUAUUAUUACCGGAGUGUCACUUCAUCAACCCUUUAUCAAUCUACUCAAAUACCAGAAUCUCCGACUGCUCUGGUAAUUAUUGAAUCAGACAGAACAAAUGAAGUUGUUCGUUUAAUGAUAUUGGAUCAGAACAUGUACGAUUUCGGAGAUAACAGAAAAACGAUAAGAGAUUUGGCAUAUAUUCCAGUACCACCCAGUUCAGUCUUUAUUGCCAAGAAUACCGAAGGAUUUACAUUUGAAUCAGAUAUUGCACAAAUUGGUGAAGGAAUUUUCUUCAAUAAUUUAACUAAUUUUAAUGUCAAAGUUACCGGCCCAGGACCAGCCGAUCUUUAUUACUCCAUAGUCUUUGUCAACCCAUAUAUGAACUAUACAGACCUUAAUGUUGAAAUUUUUGGUAAAUCUACUCAUGUUCUUUUCUCAACUUCAGAUUAUGACUUCGAUGUUCGUCGACCAACAGUUUAUUGUCAUAUAUUAACAUCACCAAACAUAAUCAGAUACAAAUUCUGUCAUUCUUCAGCCUAUGCCGAAAAUUUUGUCAUUCAUUAUCCAAAUAACGUAUUUUAUUCAAAUUUGGAGUGUUAUUAUGGAUUUCCUUAUAUUGGCCAAACAGUUGUUUUAUAUGCCAGUGCUGCUGCUAUAUCAGGAGAUGUAUUUGGUCUCCAAACAUCUGAUCUUUUAGUUGAAACAAAUCCAAAACUCACUUUUAGAAAUGAAAGUUUUCAUAUAAUUGGAGACAAUCUAAAGAAUGAAAAUCCUGCGAAUGAUCAUUAUGAUAUUAAAUCCACUACUGCUAAUAUAAACUUUGCAAAUGGAUUUUAUCAAAUAUAUAUACCUGCUGAAGGCAGAACUCUUGAUUUCCAAGUUAAAACAUUAGUUGUUUUUCAUAAUGGAAAAUCAUUUUCAGGAACAAUCUCUUCAGAUAGAAUUUUAGAAUCAACAGGAAAUUAUGUCAUUAAUUUCACUACAAAAUGUGAUACAAUGGAAAUCAAACCACUUGAUAACAAGCCAUUAAUUGCAAAUAUAUCAGUUCUUAAUUAUUAUUAUCGUUCUUUUGAUUCAACAACAUUAGAUGUUAUUGUUGUUUCUCCUAACAAACCACAAUAUUUCUCUAUCUAUAAUAAGAAGACAUAUCAAGGUGUUGCAGUCAAUUUAUCAACAAAUAAACAUCAAAAAAGUAAUUUCUAUAUUUUCGCAUCAGGUCCAUUAGAAUAUGAAGUAUUUGGCGAACCUUCAACAGGUGUAACAUUAUACGAUGGAUACUCAAUGUUGCCAUAUCCAAACAAAACAAUGGCAGCACAACAAUAUAAAGUAACAUUUUCUGAUGAUGACGCAAUGUGGAAAUACAAAACAUAUAGUUAUGCUCCGGCAACAGAAGAAAUAAGUGGUUUGUUUAUUGGUGCUCUUUCUUAUACUAAUUUGUCUAAAUCUAAUUACAAACCAGAGAAUCCACAAUAUGUUUAUACAUAUGGUGAUAAAUAUUCUCCAAGUAUAAUUAUUGCAAUUGUUCUUGGUUGUGCAGUAGGUUUAGUUUUAAUAUUAACCAUUGUUUCUAAAGUUCUUCAUUGUUGGUGUUAUAAUAAGUAUAAGAAGAAUUCUUCUUCGUCAUCUUCAUCAUCAAAGAAGAAGAAGAGAAAUCAUAUUAGUGAAGAACAAUUAGGUCAACAAUACAAUCAAUACCCACCACAAAAUCAACAAUAUAACCAAUAUCCUCCACAAUACGCUCCACCACAAAAUGGGCAGUAUCCUCCACCUCCAAAUGGACAAUAUCCACCACCUCCAAAUGGACAAUAUCCUCCACAAAAUCCAUAUUAUCAAACUCCUAAUUAA